Messenger RNA from Magnolia sinica, 2083 nucleotides. RefSeq lists its product as uncharacterized. The record is from RefSeq and is a predicted model, not a curated record. Gene Ontology annotation, biological process: tRNA pseudouridine synthesis. Gene Ontology annotation, molecular function: RNA binding; pseudouridine synthase activity. The transcript has 15 exons. The coding region runs from base 154 to 1824 and encodes 556 amino acids. NCBI's taxonomy places the organism in Eukaryota, Viridiplantae, Streptophyta, Magnoliopsida, Magnoliales, Magnoliaceae.
UUCUCACAAGAUUGAGGGCAUUUCGGUAAUUUGAUCGUAAUCCAUUCCCUAAAACACGAGCACGUCGAAAACGUGAACGAGCCUUUUCUGUCUUCGUUUUGAAGCUGGGACGCCUUCCGUGCAGUAGCGUCGUCGAGGUUUCAUCUCAGAAAUAUGGCGGGCAACUCGGAGGAAGACUCGCACCUCGCCCGAGUCGACUCGCUCUCGUUGCCUCGCGACGCGCUCAAGGACUUGCUCUCCCUCGGGGUAUGUGGUCGCUGUAUCUUCCGAUUGUUUGGGGUCCAUUCCCAUGCUUAUUCUUCCUCAUUUCUCUCAACGUCAAUUUUGCCUUCAGUUCUUGAAGAACCAAAAAUUCACCACGAAAGUACUGUAGGAAAUGGUUCUGUUUCAAACGGAAGUUUGCAUGCUCCUCAUUCUCUUCAAGAAUCAGAAAGUGAACCAGUAUGCAGCAUCUGUUUAGGCAUAUUGCAAUUCAGCCAUGCUCACGAUCAAGGAAAUUGUGUACCUUGUGAGACAAGAGCUCCCAUCAAUGCUUUUGCAGCAUCAAUUGCUGAACUAGUAAAAAAAGAGGGUCAUCAGAUUGAUAGUUUUUCUCUUGAAGUCUCUAUACCACCAGUUAUCUUGGAAAAGGAAGGGACUAUCAGGUUGUAUAUGAAAAAUAAGUACGGAUCUGAAGAUUGGUUCCAAGAGAAGCUUCUUACUGAAAAUAUUUCUGUGAAGGAUGCCUUGAAAUUGUCAAUAACAAACUUGCUUGAAACCUUGUUGGCUGUUGAUUCUGGAGUAAGCUCUUUCCGUGUUCGUCUAACAUAUGCUCAUACUAAAGCAUCAAUAAAGCUUCAGAAUUUGCAAGCAAAAGAUCAUGGUUGCAAGAGAAGGAAAACAGGCACAGAGGACUGUGUGGAUACUGUCAAGGAUUCGCUUGUUCAAGCUGGCACAGAAUGUAAUGUAUAUUUGAAUGGUGACUCCGAUGCAGUCAUUCAAAAGACUCUUGAUGGUUUGCAAGAUCACGCCUGCCGACGCUUGGCAUCACCACCAGAGAAAGCCUACAAAGCAUGCGGCAUGACAUUUCAUUGCUACAGGACACCUAUUUACAUUGGUGGGAGAUACUUGAAGUAUUCAAGAAAUGUCAGCCAGACACGAUGGGUAAUCGAUGAUGAGAGAAUGGGAGAAGCAUCUGUUGAGGAGAUAAUUGGGAGCAGCAUUCUUCUUAUAUGUAGAGGUGACAACUACAAAUUUCACGCUGCUGGUAGAGAAGAUAUCGAUGUUCGAAUGUUGGGUUCUGGCCGCCCGUUCCUGGUUGAAGUUGUAAAUGCACGUUGUGUUCCUUCUGCAGCUGAGAUAGAAGUAAUAGAAGACCAGAUAAAUAAUUCAAGAGAAAGAUUUGUGAGGGUGAGAAACCUCAAGGUAGUUGGGAAUCAAGCAUGGGACUUGAUGCGUGAAGGAGAGGCAGAGAAACAGAAGCAAUACGCUGCACUGGUGUGGAUUUCUCGCCCCCUCGAGGAUAAGGACCUGCAAACCAUAACUUCACUUAAGGACACGAAUAUUUUGCAAAAAACACCAAUUAGAGUGCUUCAUCGUCGAAGUCCUCUAGAGCGCAAACGGACAAUACAUUGGAUGCGGGUUGAGAGAAUUGCUGGAAGUGAUCAGUAUUUUCUAUUGCAUCUAUGCACUCAGGUAUCAUACAUGCAGGCUGGUACAUAUAUUAAGGAAUUUGUACAUGGAGAUCUUGGCCGCACUGAUCCUAGCAUUGGUUCAAUAUUAGGCUGCAGAGCGGAGAUCUUGCAACUUGAUGUAACUGAUGUGAAGAUGGACUGCUUUAAUUGAAUAGCUAGUCAACAUAGUUUUAGCUUGCAUUUCUACUAUGGCUCCUGUCAGAGGUUUACACUCCAUUCUCUUAGCUAUUCCAUUUUAUUUUAACCCAUUUUGAAGUUAUGGUAUAUUAUACUUUAAUUUAUAAUAAUGUCUAUGAAGACUAAGCAUGUACAUGAAAAUGUAGAAGAGAUUAAAGUACUAUACUAUAUGUACUAAUAACUGUUACAAGUUCUCGAGUGCUUUAUCAUCUGUUUUGAUUUGGACAUUUACA